Molecule: messenger RNA, 903 nt
Organism: Dacryopinax primogenitus
Lineage: Eukaryota; Fungi; Basidiomycota; Dacrymycetes; Dacrymycetales; Dacrymycetaceae
Exons: 1
Coding region: 1-903 (300 amino acids)
Source: RefSeq, a predicted model, not a curated record
AUGUCAACCCCACACCAAGCACACAAUAUCCCAUGGUCGUUGCUCGUCUCCAACCUUGCGUUCAUACGUCCAUCCCCUCAGCGGCCAGAACAAAACGUCGCGGAAAUCUCCGCUCUUCGCAAAGCGAACCAAGCGUCCGAUAUCGGUCAUUUCGCACGUAGAUUCGCCGCUGCCAUACGUGAGUUCGCAGCGACAGACCGAGGGAAAUACCCGGAGAAGAUCAAGUUGGCGGAAUUGGAGGACGGGAAGGUCCUCCCGGAUUCGUUCCUCGACAAGUCACUCGGCUACAGAAGCACCAUCACCCCCGAAGUCCAGACUGUCGUGUACUGGGACGAGUUGGGCAAACAUGACCGAGUCCCUGAUGAGGGCGGCCAUUCCGACCUGCUCAAAACCCUCUACUUGCCCAAGCACCCUUAUAUCACCAACCUGCUUUUCCUUGCUCAGUCCUCCAGCGGAGUACUCCGCAAGCUACGUCAUGUCACGUACUCGAACUUUUUCCACUAUGGUACCGAUCGGGUAUACCAAAAUGCCCUGAUGGCGUACAUCCUGCUCAACGUGUCGAUAUCCAUGGACCUCUAUGGGAGCAAGUUCGAGCCCUCGAACGCGUUCCUGCGCACGAAGGGAUUCGUCACUGGGAUCCAGGACUAUGACGCCGAGAUGGCCCCUCAUCAAGCUUUUUUAGGGCCCGGGAACGAUCGGCUACAGGAUCUGCCGAGGUUUAAGCAGUACUUGAAGGACUGCUUUUGGCAGCUGUAUGUGUGCGAGAUGAUAUUGAGAGAGAUGGACGGGAAGAAGGCGAGAGAGGAGAAGAGAGAGCCGAAGGGAUUAGAUUGGGAGAAGGAGGUGAUGGAAUGCUUGUCUAGCAUGUUUACGGGGAUUGACUGGCCGCCAUUAGAGGAUUGA